Molecule: messenger RNA, 1683 nt
Organism: Pyrenophora tritici-repentis Pt-1C-BFP
Lineage: Eukaryota; Fungi; Ascomycota; Dothideomycetes; Pleosporales; Pleosporaceae
Product: LETM1 multi-domain protein
Biological process (GO): intracellular monoatomic cation homeostasis
Cellular component (GO): mitochondrial inner membrane
Molecular function (GO): ribosome binding
Source: RefSeq, a predicted model, not a curated record
AUGUACGCCGGUCGCACUGCUUCGCGGGCUGCGCCUGCAGUCUUCAGAGCGGGCAUCAGGACCAGCACACGCGCCCAUCGCCCUAUGCUUAGGACCUCACCAGCCAUUCGCAUCCUCAUCCCUUUGCGUGCCCUACAAACCGAGACGACAUCUUCAAACGCUGCGCAAAACUACCCACCUCCUGGCUUUGACCCCUCAAAAGCGAGCAAAACACUUCCUAGGCAGGAGCAGAAGACCCAGCAGCAGUCGAAACCGCUGCUCGAGAAAGAGGACACCAUUAUUCCCAAGUCCGGUGCGACUGCCAACCCCAAGACAGCCGCCCAGGAUGUCCAGACAAUGACGGAACUGGCGGCGGAGAAGUCUGCGGCCGAGACCAAGGAGGAGAAAAGGGCCAUUGCGAAAAAGGAAGAGGCAAAGAAGAAGUUGACUGUCUGGCAAAAGGUCAAGCACGAGCUGGCUCACUACUGGGACGGAACGAAGCUGCUAGGUUUCGAGAUUCGGAUCAGUUCCAAGCUGGCUUUGAAGAUGGCUGCCGGUUACGAGCUUACUCGGCGAGAGCGUCGACAGUUGCAACGUACAGUACAGGAUCUUGCCCGUCUGGUACCCUUCCUACCCUUCGUCAUUGUCCCGUUUGCCGAAUUGCUGCUCCCUGUAGCACUAAAGCUCUUCCCCAACAUGCUUCCCAGCACCUACGAAGGGCAGUCAGCCAAAGACAGCAAAGCUCAAACUCUCCGAGCCACUCGGAAAGACGUCAGCGGUUUCCUCCGCCAGACUCUCAAGGAAACCGGUCUACCCGUCUCUCCCGAGAACGCGCAGACAGCCGAGUUUGCAGAGUUCUUCCGCAAGGUCCGCACAACUGGCGAGAAGCCAACUCCCGAGGAGAUUAUCAAGGUCUGCAAGAUCUUCAAGGAUGACCUUACUCUAGACAACUUGUCCAGGCCUCAGCUUGUCUCCAUCUGCCGAUACAUGAACAUUACAUCUUUCGGUACGGACAACUUCUUGCGCUACCAAGUCCGCGUACGCAUGCGCCAGAUCAAGCGCGACGACAGAGCCAUUGCCUACGAAGGCGUUGAAUCACUCUCCGUUCCCGAGCUCCAGACUGCCUGCGCAAGCCGUGGUCUCCGCACCUACGGUGUCUCUCCUGGCCGAUUGAGGGACGACCUUACUAGCUGGUUGGAUCUCCGCCUAAAACACGGUGUCCCCUCGACUCUCCUUGUGCUUUCCAACGCUUUUGUGUAUGCUCAGGGUAAGGAGACUGAGAUGACAUCUCAAAUCGACGCUCUAGAGGCAGUUCUCUCCAGCAUUCCUGAGGAGCUCUACCACGAAGUAGAUCUUGAGGUCCGCAAUGCCGAGGGCGCCGCGACCAACAAGCAACGUCUUGAGGUCCUCAAGGAGCAGCAAGAACUGAUCAACGAGGAGAACGAGCAGACAGAGACUGUUGAGAACAAAGCUACUGCGUCGCCUCAAGACCACGAAAACAUCGAUGAAACCGAGAGGCCCGCAAAGGAGGCACAAGAUGCCAAGGAGGCCAAAGCUGUUGAGGAGGGCAAAGAAGCCGAGGCUAGCACCGGAGGCAAUGCAGGUGGUAGUGCUGAGCGCGCCGAACAGGACGACCGAGCAAGGACGAUGGAUGACCCCACGGGCAAUGCCGACAAGCCCGCGGAAGCAGCGAAGAAGGAUUAA